Messenger RNA from Exserohilum turcica Et28A, 1239 nucleotides. RefSeq lists its product as uncharacterized. The transcript has a single exon. The record is from RefSeq and is a predicted model, not a curated record. NCBI's taxonomy places the organism in Eukaryota, Fungi, Ascomycota, Dothideomycetes, Pleosporales, Pleosporaceae. Bases 1 to 1239 code for a protein of 412 amino acids.
AUGGCUUCAGCCCCUACGCCACCCAAUUUCAUCCUUACUGCACCGGCACAUACCUCACAUCCGGGAGUUAUCAUUAGCAAUCCAGCGCCCACGGAUGCAACGACCAUCUCGAUUGCAUACCAGGGCAAUGCCACUGCAAGUCUCCCCAUGCUUUCGACAAAUCAAGGUCUCAGGCCAAUACCACCAGCCGCGACGCAGAUUGGCGAUCCAAACGGCCAUCAUGAGAUUACUGAACCUGAUUUCACCGCCACCCGGCCAUGCAGAGGAUGCGCUCCGGUCAUUGAGAUAACGGCUACAGGCUGGGUAGACGCGACGGUCGAGGAACAGCAUGGCUCUACGGGCAAGCUGGACCCUGCACCACUGGCCACCCAGGCUCGUCCGAUGGCCACGAUUUCCGCUGGCGCUGCGACGAUCAUUGUUGGAGAGGGGCCAGACGGCGACACUUUUGUGAUAGCGGAUUCUUACACUGUUUUUCCUGACCAGACCGUCGUCGUCGACAACACGCCCAUUCAAGUCCGAACUUCAGACGGCAAGACGGAAAUGGUUCUAGGCACCAAGGUCAUACCACUUCAUCCAGAUCGCCCCGAGAUGACAAGCGCUCCAGUGCCCCUGCCAGGUGCAGUCCCGCCCGUACUUAGCAUCGGCACCGCAACGAUAAUGCCAAAUCCACAAUCCCAAUACGUGCUUGGAGUACAGACACUGGUUCCAGGCGGAGAGCCGCUCACCAUCUCAGGGACGAUCCUCUCUCUUGCGCCUUCUGCAACGGCUCUCGUCAUAAAUGGGGUGACAUCGAGCAUUGUCCCUGCUGUCGGUGGCAUGUACACGGCUGUGAUGCCUGGGGCGCUGACCCUUGAGGGCCAAAUAUAUACAGCCAAUGGUGCGGGCGACAUCAUAAUGGGUCCUGGGACCACUCUUAUCCCUGGAGGUAAUCCAGUGACUAUCAACGGGACGACGCUUAGCCUCGUGUCCGGGGGAUCAGCAGUUGCAGUCCAGGGCAAGACGAGCACGCUGCAGCCUGCUACAACGGUUGUCACACUGACCAAAGAUCCCACUGCGCUCAAAACGGGCUCUCGCAGUGUAGAAGGUCCCAGGCACUCGGCUGAGGUAUAUAUUCAUCCCACGGCUGGGACUGAAUCCGCUGGAGCAACAUGGCGUCUCCCUCUCACAUGUGAGACUCGGGUUGAAAGUGUCGUGUUAUUGCUUUUGUGGGGUAUACAUUACGUUGGGCUGCGUUUAUGA